CAACUGGUAAAAAAAAAAAAAAAACAUAUCCCUACACAAAAGGCUUUUAUCCCACACAGCUUGUAAUCAGUCCAUAUGCUCCAGCCUAUGUAGCGAGAAAAAUAGAAUAAUAAUUAACUUCUAGUGGUUUCUCGAUUGCUGGAAGGCGGUUUCCGGUGCUGCUCUGUGGUUUUCAGGGCUGUUUUUUUAGGGUAUGGGGAGGAUGGGGGGUAGUCAGAUGACGUACUCGGUGAAUCCCGAUGACUAUAAGCUUCUAGAAGAGGUUGGCUAUGGUGCGAGUGCUACUGUGUAUAGAGCAAUCUAUCUUCCUUUCAACGAUGUCGUCGCCGUUAAGUGCUUGGAUCUCGAUCGGUGCAAUAGCAAUCUGGAUGACAUACGAAGGGAAGCACAGACCAUGCGUUUGAUAGACCAUCCAAAUGUGAUUAGGGCAUUUUGCUCAUUUGUUGUUGACCAAAAUCUUUGGGUGGUGAUGCCAUACAUGGAUCAGGGUUCUUGCUUGCAUCUAAUGAAGAUUGCCUAUCAGGAUGGGUUUGAAGAGGCUGCUAUUGGUUCCAUUCUGAAAGAAACUCUCAAGGCUUUGGAAUACCUGCAUCGACAAGGGCAUAUUCAUCGGGAUGUUAAGGCUGGAAACAUACUAUUGAAUGGAAAUGGCGAGGUAAAGCUUGCUGAUUUUGGUGUUUCAGCUUGCAUGUUUGAUACAGGUGAUAGACAACGUGCUAGAAAUACUUUUGUGGGGACUCCAUGCUGGAUGGCACCAGAGGUUUUGCAGCCAGGAAGCGGAUAUAAUUCCAAGGCUGAUAUUUGGUCUUUCGGUAUAACAGCAUUGGAGUUGGCACAUGGUCAUGCUCCUUUCUCAAAAUACCCUCCAAUGAAGGUUCUUUUGAUGACCAUACAAAAUGCCCCUCCUGGACUUGAUUAUGAUCGUGAUAAAAAGUUCUCUAAGUCUUUUAAAGAAAUGGUUGCAAUGUGCCUGGUAAAAGAUCAAACAAAGAGGCCAACAGCUGAGAAGUUAUUAAAGCAUUCCUUUUUCAAGCAUGCAAAGCCUCCAGAGCUUUCUGUGAAAAAGUUAUUUGCAGAUUUGCCCUCUCUUUGGAAUCGUGUGAAAGCCCUUCAGCUUAAAGAUGCUGCACAGCUAGCUCUAAAGAAAAUGCCUUCAGCAGAACAAGAAGCUUUGUCCCAGAGUGAGUAUCAGAGAGGAGUUAGUGCUUGGAAUUUUGACCUAGAGGAUUUAAAAGCUCAAGCGUCACUUGUGCGAGAUGAUGAUGAUGAUAUGCCUGAGACAAGGGAAGAAGAUGAAUGCAUGAAACAAUUUGGUAGUGAUAAGUCUGUGUCUGAUGGUCAAUCCAGUUCUGUGAAACUGAACUCAAAUAGUGAAAUACAGCAAGUUGAGUGCAGAGCACGGACGGGUGCAGAUGAAUUGUCGCAUGCUGAGAGCUUGAUCAGAAAGGGCAAGCUCCUUGAAAGUGACACUCUAGAAACUGGGAUCCAAGAGAAAUUUGGUUGGAAGAAAAAUGAUGCAACCAAUGAUGAAAAAGUAUCAACCUCUGAAAGGGACAUGACUCAGGAUAAGGCUAAAAUGGUGAAGGGCCGCCAAAGUCAGAGUGGGCCACUUGUGCCUGGUGCUGUACUUGGCCAUUCAUUGUCAGACAAGGGGCGUUUUUGGGAAAGGUCUGAGAAUGACAGUAAGCCAAUAACAGAGAAAACCACUCGUGAAGUUCGAAAAGCUCCAAGCUUUAGUGGUCCACUGAUGCUUCCAAACCGAGCUUCUGCAAACAGUUUAUCAGCUCCUAUAAAAUCUUCAGGAGGAUUUAGAGAUUCUUUGGAUGAGAAGUCAAAGGCUAAUCUAGUGCAAAUCAAGGGGCGAUUUUCAGUAACAUCAGAAAAUUUAGAUCUCGUAAAGGAUAUUCCAUUAAGUACAGUUCCACGUCGAUCUUCACAGGGAUCACCACUAAGAAAGUCUGCAAGUGUUGGUGAUUGGAUUUUUGAGUCCAAACAAACGUCUACCAGUCAGUCUCCCAAGGAGAUCAGCAAUAGCAAUUUACCUGCAUCACUCCUUAUGCCUUACCUGCAGAACCUUUUUCAGCAGACCUCAAUUCAACAGGAUCUUAUUGUGAAUUUGUUCAAUAGCUUGCAACCAGCUGAAGCUGUAGAUGCAGUACAAAAUGGAAAGUUGCCACCAUUGCCUCGUGGUUCAGAGAAUAAUGGAAGUGUUGAAGCGGCACCUUCUGAGAGGGAACGAUUGUUGUUGAUGAAAAUUUCUGAGCUUCAAGCUAGGAUGAUCAAUUUGACUGAUGAACUUAAUUCUGAAAGGCUGAAAUAUGUGCAGUUGCAGCAGCAGCUGAAAUCCAUACCUGGUCAGGAAGAAAAUGGAGAAAGAAGGGAACUGGAUGCCUGAAAGCUGAAAUGCUUAUUGCUGUAAAGUGAAACCAUCAUGUAAAUUCAGGGAGGAGAUGUACAUCAUGCAGAUACAUCAUCCUUUUUUCUUGGCUGGACUGCAAUUCUGUUAUACAUAUUUCCUUGCAGAUUCCAUUCGCCACAAUGACAACUAAGCAAACUUUACAGCUACAUCAGAAUGCAUUUUCAUUCAGUUUAUCAAAUUCAAGUGGAAUUGAGCUCCUCCUUGCACUGUGUGAAAUAGUAUCCAAAAAACAUUUUUUUUUAACCCGCAUUGUGAAUCAGUUGCCAUGAGAGAAUACAAAGCUUCGAGUGUUCAAAUCUACAUCUUCUCUUUAUAGUGUUUAUUCAAGUGUAUUAUUCUGUUCAUAGCGACCUGAUCUUGUAUAUGUUGUUGGUAGAACCUAGUGCUGUUUCUUUUUCGUAUUUAUUUAUAAAGUUGCGCUAGUUCCAAGUAUGAAGCAACGGUUUGGAAUUUUGCAGCUCUUUGAAAAUGGUAAUAAACGAAGUCAUCAAUCUAUGAUUCUGUA
Hevea brasiliensis (rubber tree) is the source of this 2924-nucleotide messenger RNA. Its product is annotated as serine/threonine-protein kinase BLUS1. The transcript is spliced from 21 exons. Gene Ontology annotation, molecular function: protein serine/threonine kinase activator activity; ATP binding; protein kinase activity. Gene Ontology annotation, biological process: protein phosphorylation. The record is from RefSeq and is a predicted model, not a curated record. Lineage: Eukaryota; Viridiplantae; Streptophyta; Magnoliopsida; Malpighiales; Euphorbiaceae. Bases 194 to 2395 code for a protein of 733 amino acids.